Molecule: messenger RNA, 3378 nt
Organism: Dreissena polymorpha
Lineage: Eukaryota; Metazoa; Mollusca; Bivalvia; Myida; Dreissenidae
Product: UPF0585 protein CG18661-like
Exons: 7
Coding region: 33-653 (206 amino acids)
Source: RefSeq, a predicted model, not a curated record
UAUUACGACAUCAUCACAACUCAAAGUUGAUAAUGCAGCAGGCCCCAGCCGCAGACAGAAAUAAGCAGCCAAUAUUGGAGGCAUUGAUUGGUUGUCUGGGAGCGCCAGAUGUCUUCCAUGGUUAUGUCCUUGAAAUAGCAUCAGGCACUGGUCAACAUGUGACACAUUUUGCGCAGACGUUUCAAAAGGCUAUUUUUCAGCCCACUGAUUUUGACCCUGCUAACUUGACAAGCAUUGCUGCCUACAUUUCUCAUCACCAGCUGCAUAAUGUCCUACCUCCACAGCAUGUCGAUAUCACAUCUAGCGUCACCAGCUGGCCUGGUGAACACCAUCCUGAAGGCUGUGAUGUAAUUUACAAUGCCAAUAUGGUCCAUAUUUCACCCUGGCAAACAGCUAUCGGACUUUUUGAGGCUGCUAGCUACUUAUUGAAAAAGGAUGGCUUACUUAUAACAUAUGGGCCAUAUGCUGAAUAUGGAGUUUUACAACCAGAGAGCAACAUUCAGUUUGAUCUGUCCUUAAAGUCAAGAGACCCAUCUUGGGGUGUACGAGAUAUAAGAGACCUUAGUGCACUUGCAGAGAAGAAUGGUAUAGCUCUGGUCAAAAAGAUUGACAUGCCUUCUAACAACAAGACGUUGAUUUGGAAGAAAAGCUAGUUGACCCUGAGAAGAGUACAAAUGGUGGUGCUUUCUCAGAUAUCUUUCAGACUGAAAAGCUGUGAUAAAGCAGAAUUAUGUUUCUUUUACUUAACCAUUAACCAGAUACUGACCUUAAUGCAUGAAAAUAUUAAAGGUACUCUUUUGAUAAAUACAUUCGACUUUGUACCGAAAUCAGGGCCCGUAUUCACCAACCCAUUCUUAGACUUAACAAUAAAAAAAAGACUUGAUACAAAGAAAAAUGCGUUCAGUGGUUAAUAUAUACAGGGCUCCACUGGUGAUUGUGUCAUUUACCAAAUGUUCUACAGAAUGAUAUUGAUAGAGGUGUUUAAUGCUAAGUAUGAAUCAAAAUUCAAGCAAUUCUUUAAUGUAUCAAUUUAAAACACAUUCUUCAUUAUACCCCCAGUAGGGUGGCAUAUAGCAUUUGAACUGUCUGUCCGUCCAUCCGUCUGAAAGCUUUAACAUUGGCCAUAAAUUUUGCAAUAUUGAAGAUAGCAACUUGAUAUUUGGCAUGCAUGUGUAUCUCAUGGAGCUGCACAUUUUGAGUGGUGAAAGGUCAAGGUUAUCCUUCAAGUUCAAAAGUCAAAAAAACAAAUCCAAAGGAAGUAACAAGCUUUAAAGGGAGAUAUUUUCUAUUUAUCAUUUGGCAGGUACAGAUCAUUUUUACAAGGGAAGUAAUAUUUUUCAAAAACAAAAAUAAAUCAAAGCGGCGCAGUAGGGGGCAUUGUGUUUCUGACAAACACAUAUCUUGUUUUUAGACUUAGUCUAAGAAUUGUUUGGUGAAUAUGGGCCCAGGUUUAAUAUUCUCUGUUAAUUUUAUCUUGUGAAACACUUGCAAACGCAAAACAGAGGUGAAUAUAGGACACAAUUCAGGAUAACAUUUGUGUUUAUAGAGUUCACAAGUAUCAGAUUAAUUUUGGUGAGAUAUACACAAUGUGUAUAAAGUUUGAAUUAGAAAAUGAACUUUGUGUAUUUAUUACUUUUAUUUAAUUGUAAUGCUAUUAAUAGUUGUAAUGCUUGUUAAGUCUGGAUAAAGUUGUUUUGUGUUUUGAGUACAUUGAUUCCAUUCUGUUUAUUUUUAUCUCACCUGAGCAUGAAGGGAACUAGUGUGGUCAGUCUGCGCUUGAUGUCGUACUAUUUUUAGCUCACCUGAGCACAACAUGCUCAUGGUGAGCUUUUGUCCGUCGUCCGUCGUCAACAUUUUGCCUUGUGAACACUCUAGAGGCCACAUUUAUUGUCUGAUCUUCAUGAAACUUGGUCAAAACAUUGGUUUCAUUGAUAUCUCGGAUGAGUUCGAAUAUGGUCCAGAUUGGUGAAAAAACAUGGCCACCAGGGGGCGGGGCAGUUUUCCUUAUAUGGCUAUAGUAAAACCUUGUUAUCACUCUAGAGACCACAUUUAUUGUCCGAUCUUCAUGAAACUUGGUCAGAAGAUUCAUCCCAAUAAUAUCUUGGACCAGUUCAAAAAUGAUGCCGGUUGGUUGAAAAACAUGGCCGCCAGGGGGUGGAGCAUUUUUCCUAAUAUGGCUAUAGUAAAACCUUGUUAACACUCUAGAGGCCACAUUUAUUUUCCGAUCUUCAUGAAACUUGGUCAGAAGAUUUGUCCUAAUGAUAUCUUGGAUGAGUUCAAAAAUGGUUUUGGUUGCUUAAAAAACAUGGCCACCUGGGGGCGGGGCAUUUUUCCUUAUAUGGCUAUAUAUCAUGCUUUAGUAAAACCUUGUUAACACUCUAGAGGCCACAUUUAUUGUCUGAUCAUCAUGAAUCUUGGUCAGAUGAUUUGUCCCAAUGAUAUCUUGGAUGAGUUUGCAAAUGGUUCCGGUUGGUGGAAAAAAAUGGCUGCCAAGGGGACGUGGCAUUUUUCCUUAUAUAGCUAUAGUUUAACCUUGUUACCUGUCUAGAAGCCAUAUUUAUUGUACGCUCAUCAUGAAACUUUGUCAGAAGAUUUGUCCCAAUGAUAUAUUAGACAAGUUCGAAAAUGGUUCCAGUUGCUUGAAAAACAUGGCCACCAGUGGGCGGGGCAUUUUUCCUUAUAUGGACUUAUGAAUCUUCAUGAAACUUUGUCAGUAUAUUUGUUUAAAUGAUAUAUUGGAUGUGUAUGAAAAUGGUUCUGGUCUGUUGAAAAACGUGGCUGCCAGGGUGUUCACUAGUCAUGAAAGUUGUUAAGAAUAUUUUGUUCUAAUGACAUCUUGGGCUGCACAGAACAGGUCAGUUCCUCUGAAUCUCAGGUGAGCGACUUUGGGCCUUUCAGGCCCUCUUUAUAGAUCAAAAUAUAUUUAACCAUGUCAACAUAGCCACUUUCGAUUUAAGUCAUGAUUAAAAAUGGAGAAAACAAUCAUUUGUGAUACAUAUUUGAAUUAUUGUCAAAGUAAAUUGAUCAUGUGUUAUUUCGAUGAAGUUUACUUAAUUAAUGAACUAAUGCAAUUAUAUGGGAACAUGUAUACCAAUUGGUUCCAUGAGUUUUUGCGAUAAGCCUUACCUUUAUAACAUUGAUAACAUUGUAAAUGUACCUGUAUGUGCUACAAAAUCAUAUUUGUGAAAGUUUUUUAUCACAGAAAAAAAAUGGGUAUGAAUUUGGCAUUUUCAUCAGUUAAUAUUAUGUGCAAAACAAAACGAUUUGACAAUCUAAAAUCAUUUUCUAAUCAUUUUUAAAUUGUUUUAGAAAAUACAUCUUGGUAUUAAAUUUGUUCCUUGUUGUUUCUUACUUUAUUAGAUAAAAACAAUAGCGAUA